Molecule: messenger RNA, 3412 nt
Organism: Gymnogyps californianus (California condor)
Lineage: Eukaryota; Metazoa; Chordata; Aves; Accipitriformes; Cathartidae
Gene: HNRNPAB
Product: heterogeneous nuclear ribonucleoprotein A/B
Exons: 9
Coding region: 102-1157 (351 amino acids)
Biological process (GO): regulation of gene expression
Cellular component (GO): nucleoplasm
Molecular function (GO): RNA binding
Source: RefSeq, a predicted model, not a curated record
AGCGCGUGGGGGAUUUUAAUCCGAUUCCGGCCGGCCCGGAUUUUAUUGGGAGCGGGUUUUAAAGCGCCUGUCUUCCCUCUCGCCUCUGCGGACGGGGCAGCAUGUCCGAAGCGGAGCAGCAGUUGGCGGCCGCCGCCGGCGCCACCCAGAACGGGCACGAAGCGGCCGAGAGCGCCGGGGAGCAGCAGGCCGAAACCGGCGGGGCUCCGGCGGCGGCGGGCGCAGCGGCGGUGGCGGCGACGGCGGGAACGGCGGUGGCGGCGGCGGGAGCGGGACCGGCGGCGGGCACAGCGGGGACGGCCGCCAGCCAGAACGGAGCCGAAGGCGACCAGAUCAACGCCAGCAAGAACGAGGAGGACGCGGGGAAGAUGUUCGUUGGCGGCCUCAGUUGGGAUACAAGCAAAAAAGACUUGAAAGACUACUUCACCAAAUUUGGUGAGGUAACCGACUGUACGAUAAAGAUGGACCCUAACACAGGAAGAUCCAGAGGCUUUGGAUUUAUUCUCUUCAAAGAACCUGGGAGUGUUGAAAAGGUUCUGGAACAGAAAGAACACAGGCUAGAUGGACGACUAAUUGACCCCAAGAAGGCCAUGGCAAUGAAAAAGGAUCCAGUGAAGAAAAUAUUUGUUGGUGGACUUAACCCAGAAGCCACAGAAGAGAAAAUCAGGGAAUACUUCGGAGAGUUUGGAGAGAUUGAAGCAAUUGAACUUCCAAUGGAUCCAAAGACCAACAAAAGGAGGGGGUUUGUGUUCAUCACUUUCAAGGAAGAGGAUCCGGUGAAGAAGGUUUUGGAGAAGAAAUUCCAUAACGUCAGCGGAAGCAAGUGCGAGAUUAAGGUAGCACAGCCAAAAGAAGUAUACCAGCAGCAACAGUUCAGUAGUGGUGGAGGAAGAGGUAGCUAUGGAGGAAGAGGCAGAGGUGGAAGAGGCGGCGCUCAAAGUCAAAAUUGGAAUCAAGGUUAUGGCAAUUACUGGAACCAGGGUUAUGGGAAUCAAGGAUACGGCUAUCAGCAAGGUUAUGGUGGCUAUGGAGGCUAUGAUUAUUCAGGAUAUGGGUAUUAUGGAUAUGGACCAGGCUAUGAUUACAGUCAAGGCAGUGCAAAUUAUGGGAAGACACCAAGACGUGGUGGUCAUCAGAAUAACUACAAGCCAUAUUGAUCAAACUUAUUCAGGCCUGGCAGUGGUCACAGUUGAUGCCUACAAGCACUGGAUAUUCCACAAGUUGAAGACGGAAUACUGACUUGUUUACCUGAAGAUAAUAGGACUUCGGGGUAUUUCCUCAGAGAAAAUACAAAUUUUAAUAUAAUUUCAUAAGCUUUGGAGGUUAGCUUGUCUUGUAGCUUCAGUGAUAUCAAACUUCUUCAAGUAGGAGCUAGAUAGAAAGCUGUUUAGUUUUUGCCAGCGUAUGUAAAACAAGACUUUUCUAUCUGCAUUGUAGAUUGUUUGUGGACACUUCCAGAUUCUUGUGCUUUCUGCAGUCAUUCUGGGGACUGAACUCUCAUUGAUAUCCAUAGAGGUUCCAUGAACAGGACACGUGCAGGAAUUUGAGUGUAGAAGCCCACAGUGUGGUUUGGAGUAGUGAGUUGCUUUUAGUUGGAGAUGACUGGGGGAGAUGGGAAGAGCAACUGUACAUUAAGGGAACAAUUACAGAUCUUCUUCCCGGUUACAUCAAUGAGAGAUUUACCUUCAGCCUUCCACAGAAGAAGAUUUUUAGCUUUAAUUUGGGACAGUAAAGGGGUUUUUCAAAAGCACUAAAAAGCCAGUGGGAGCUUGUUCAGCUGCUCCUUAUGCCUUUAAAAACCCCUAUACCAAAAGUGAUAGCUAACAACAUGAAAUGGAAGUAAAUAAAAUGCAUUUUUGUUGCUGUUUUGAGUUACAUAAUUCUUGUUUCUUGAUUUGUUAGUUGAUCUGCAUUUACAUGGAUUUAAUCUAUAUGGUGACCAAGAAAAUGGUCAGUAACUGGUAAAGAUGCAAAGUAUAGCCACAAAGCAAGCAAUGUGUAGAUGUAGACCCUAAGCAGCUAACAAAGACACAUAACAAAAGUUCACUGCCUACAGCCAUAAGUCUUGUGUCCGCAUCUACCAAGCUAGAUGGCCAUUUCAGCAUUUACCAGCAGAUAACAAAUGCUCCCAGCUGACUAAAAGGAUAAGCUCAAGGACACCUAGGACCCAGUCACAGAUAACUCACAGACAUCAGUCAAACGUCACCCUACCUGUGUGGAGCACUGAGCAUGUUCCUACUGUUCUUCAGAAUAUUGGAGCAAGAACUACCUUAGCGCUAGGUCAGCUUGUACGGGGCAGAUUGCCCCUGGACGGUCGCAUCCCUCUCUCAAGUCCUCUCUGGCAGUAGCUGCCGUAAGAGACGCAGUGGAACAAGGAUCUGACAGAGGGUUCGGAUCUACUCAAUGCACCAAAAAUGACCCCCUUCUGUAUUCUCUAAGACCAAGGCCACAAAAAGCCCUGAUGAUAUCUGGUUUGAUAUCGUGGUCAGGCUCUUAAUUUCACCUAGGACUCCUACACAGAGCCUAGCAACUUGUAUUGGGCUAAAGUAUUUCCUCCAGAAAUGAUCUGUUAAAUCAAAAAGGCAUUAAAGCGAUGGGGAUUACAUCACUGGUCUGGUUAGGAUUAACUAGUCUCACCAUUAAAAAAUCCAUGGCUUACUUUAUUUGAUUUUGUGUCGCUUCAGCUUCUACCCAUUGGGCGGAUAUUUGUACAUCUUUCUCUGUUCAGUUUAAGAACUUACUACUCCAAAGUAUCUCCUCCCUGUAAAGGAAUCUGAUUGCCUCUUGAUCUUCAUCCUAAGCUGAACAGACUCGGCUGUAAGCCAUUUUCUUCCUCCCUGAAAUAAUUUUUUAUGGCUCUUUACUACACAGUCUCUGUUUUUUUCAACGUCUUUAAAAAUGUGAACAGUGGAAUAGGUUGCAAAUUUUUAAUUGAUCUCACUUAAUGCCAUAUGCAGAUAUCAGAAUCAUAAUCCUCCUUUUAUUCAUUACCCUGCUCUGCAUGGGAUGUGCCUGAGAUAAGAUAAUUUAAAGAAAGAGACCGAAAAAUGGGAGAGAAGGAAGAGGACAAGAGGAUUGUGCAGAGUUACAGAGUUUACAAUUAAAACCACGUAAACCAAGAAAAAUCAAAACGCAACUGAACCCUACAAACCAAGACAACUAAAUACUCCAAGCUCCCAAGUUUUGGGAACCCCAACAGCAACAUUAUGUGCUCUGUUGUUUAAGAAAAGACUUCAGCAGAGCCCUCCCUGUCCUGCAACUCUCUACACUGAAAGUAUUACUAGGUUUUUGUGUUCUGAAAUUCUGCAGUGGAUGUUUCUUGGGGAAUUUGGGUUCCACAGUAACAAAGCGCUUGCACAUCUUCAGCCACAGACCCCAGAACAGGACCCAGACGUGCUUCCUCUUGAGAAAA